GGAUGGGAAAGAGGGGUAGGGCCAGAGAUGGGGGCAGGAGGAGUGGGGCAAGAGAGACGCCACUUCUGGAGAAGGACGAUCCCUUUCGGGGAAGGGCGUGUGUGUGUCUGGGCCUGGGGCGGGCUGCACGGUUGCAAGUCGUUUCUGUGUAUCUGUGGGGGUGUGCCUGUUUGUACCCUAGAGUCAGAGCUCAGUUCUGCGCCCGCAGGGUGUACAGUACAGGUACGUGCUGGGUGGGUUUGGGCUUGGCUGUUCGCGUCCUUGCCUUCGCCCCUGUGGAUCAGUCUACAUUUUUGUUUCUGGAGAGUUAAUUUCCUGAAGGAAUUACUAAGCUUGCCUGAUCUCACCUAACGUCGAGGCCCACCCCCUUCUCUCGCCAGCCUGGGGCCCAGGCCGGGGCCACCAUGGCGCUGCUUCCACGCCCAGCUACCCUCUCGCACACACUGCUGCUCCUGCCAGCCCUUCUGAGCUCAGAACAGUACCAACCCUACCUCAGAACUCCAUGCUGUGUUCCAGGUUGUGGGGAGUUGGCGCCACGAAUCGAUGGCCAGGCCUGGGCUGAGCGAGCACUUCGGGAGAGUGAACGUCAUGCCUUCACCUGCCGAGUGGCAGGGGGGCCUGGCACCCCGCAAUUGGCCUGGUACCUGGAUGGUCAGCUGCAGGAGGCCAGCACAUCAAGACUGUUGAGUGUGGGUGGAAAGGCCUUCUCUGGAGGCACCAGCACCUUCACUGUCACUGCCCAUCGGGCCCAGCAUGAGCUCAACUGCUCUGUGCAAGAUCCCGACAGUGGCCGGCCAGCCAAUGCCUCCAUCAUCCUCAAUGUGCAAUUUAAGCCGGAGAUUGCCCAGGUCGGAGCCAAGUACCAGGAAGCUCAGGGCCAAGGCCUCCUGGUUGUCCUGUUUGCCCUGGUGCGUGCCAACCCACCUGCCAAUGUGACCUGGAUCGACCAGGAUGGGCCAGUGACUGUCAACACUUCCAACUUCCUGGUGCUGGAUACCCAGAACUAUCCCUGGCUCACCAACCACACCGUGCAGCUGCAGCUCGAAAGCCUGGCACACAACCUAUCUGUGGUAGCUACCAAUGAUGUGGGUGUCACCAGUGCCUCACUUCCGGCCCCAGGACUCCUGGCCACCCGAGUGCAAGUGCCACUGCUUGGCAUUGUCGUGGCUGGAGGGCUUGCCCUGGGCACCCUGGUGGCGUUCAGCACUUUGGUGGCCUGCCUGGUCUGCAGGAAAGAGAAGAAGACCAAAGGCUCCUCCCGGCGCCCGUCUCUGAUCUCUAGUGACUCCAACAACCUGAAACUCAACAACGUGCGCCUGCCACGGGAGAACAUGUCUCUCCCGUCCAACCUUCAGCUCAACGACCUCACUCCGGAUCCCAGAGGGAAAGCAGCAGACCGGCAGAUGGCUCGGAACAACAGCCGGCCAGAACUUCUGGACCCAGAGCCCGGCGGCCUCCUCACCAGCCAAGGUUUCAUCCGUCUCCCAAUGCUGGGCUACAUCUAUCGAGUAUCCAGUGUGAGCAGUGAUGAGAUCUGGCUCUGAGCUGAGGGCGAGACGGAGGGUGCCAUGGCCUCUGGGCACUCUCCCACUCCUCCAAGGCACCCUCUUCCCAGCCAUGUUGCCAACUAGAGGAGACCAUGCUACUGCCACUUUUGCUUGCCCCCUGGUUGGGGUGUUCUCUGUCAUCCACAUGAUGGUUUCAUUGGGAUCUGACCCCCAGGGGCAUAGGUACCCUUGGGAAGGCUGCUGGCUGGACCUAAGCCCUUGUUCCAAUUCAGGUGGGGGUCCUGCAUGUUAUGUCCAUGUCCAGGUGGAUAGAGCUCUUUGCCCAGGUGUUCAGAGGUCAUCCAUCAUCUAAGUGUGGCAUGGCCCUGUUGGCUUGGGCCUGCUGUGUGCCCUACACCAGUACUCCUCAGCACCUUGUACAGCAGGCGUGGGGGCAGGCCUGAUUAUGGGACAAGGAAGGUCCUGCACGUCUUGGAUUUCCUUCCCGUGCUCUGCAACUUUGUUCCCUCAGGGAAAAUUUAGGACCCUGCUAGCUUUAUAGAACCAAACUGCUCUUUGCACAGGAACCAAUCCCUGGCCCAGGGGCAUUGGCCAAGCACAAGCUAGUCCCUUUUGCACAUACCUCUGCCCUUUCUUUGCCACCUCUGUCCCCACCUUCUCUUGGGCACUAGACUUCUCCACUGGCCCAGCCGCUGGUGGUGUUAGUGCCUGGUGUUAGCACAAAUCAGAAGGAAAGGAGGGAGGUGAGAAGUCUGGUGGCAUCUAGGACAGCAUGUAGCUAUGCUUCAUUUUUUUACAGCAUUAGCACUUUAAACACACAGUGGGGGGUGGGGCGGGGAUGAGUGAGGGCCCCAGGGCUCUCUCUGUGGCUUCCCCAAGUCUGGUCUUCCUGUGAUUCACUGAGUGCCCUAAGCCCUCUGCAUUGGUGGCUUCCCUCUCAACAUGUCUCCCCUGCCAUGAGACCGACUCCAGCCCCGACCAACCCCUGACUGCCCCCUGACCAACCCAUUCUUCCUGUCCCACCCUCUGUUCUUCAGGGGAUGGUCAUAGUGGCACUUAAUUCAACAGCACGGGAAGGGGGACAUGGAGAAAGAGGGAGACCCACAUACCCCAAAAUGACCUAAGGACACUUUACAAAGCAUCAUGGAAAUGAUGGCAAAUUAACAUAGUGCAGAGUAUAUUUUUUUCCUUGUUAUCUUGUUUUACAAUUUUUCUUAUGUUACUACCUAGGACAGUGCUAAGCACACAGUAAAUUCAAUAAACUUGACAGAGUGAAUGUUA
Molecule: messenger RNA, 2789 nt
Organism: Hipposideros armiger (great roundleaf bat)
Lineage: Eukaryota; Metazoa; Chordata; Mammalia; Chiroptera; Hipposideridae
Gene: TMEM25
Product: transmembrane protein 25
Exons: 8
Coding region: 405-1544 (379 amino acids)
Biological process (GO): negative regulation of excitatory postsynaptic potential
Source: RefSeq, a predicted model, not a curated record